Sceloporus undulatus (fence lizard) is the source of this 5324-nucleotide messenger RNA. RefSeq names its product Rho GTPase activating protein 31 (gene ARHGAP31). Lineage: Eukaryota; Metazoa; Chordata; Lepidosauria; Squamata; Phrynosomatidae. Gene Ontology annotation, molecular function: GTPase activator activity. The record is from RefSeq and is a predicted model, not a curated record. Bases 30 to 4424 code for a protein of 1464 amino acids. The transcript has 12 exons. Gene Ontology annotation, biological process: small GTPase-mediated signal transduction.
GGGGGCAGACCUCUUUUUGGAACUAACUCAUGAAGAACAAGGGAGGAAAGCCGAAACUCAAGAGGAAAGGAGCCACUAACAUCUUCGGCUGCGAUCUGACAGAAUAUCUGGAGAGCUCUGGACAAGAUGUCCCCCCAGUAUUGAAGAGUUGUGCAGAAUUCAUAGAAACUCAUGGAAUUGUGGAUGGGAUCUACCGGCUUUCUGGAGUGACAUCUAACAUCCAAAAACUGAGGCAAGAAUUUGGCUCAGACCCAUGCCCUGACUUGACAAGGGAAGUUUACCUUCAAGACAUUCACUGUGUGGGGUCACUCUGCAAGUUGUACUUCAGGGAGCUACCUAAUCCUCUUCUCACUUAUGAACUUUACAAGAAAUUCACGGAGGCCAUUUCAUGUUUCCCAGAGGAACAACAACUGGUUCAAAUUCAGAAUGCCAUCCAGGAACUUCCACCAUCUCAUUACAGGACUCUGGAAUACUUGAGCAAGCAUCUGACUCUUCUUGCAUCCUUCAGCAGCAUGACCAACAUGCACACCAGGAAUCUGGCUUUAGUGUGGGCACCUAAUCUCCUCAGGUCAAAGGAGAUUGAGGCUGUGGGCUGCAAUGGAGAUGCAGCUUUCCUGGAGGUGCGUGUCCAGCAGUUGGUUAUUGAAUUUAUAUUGAACCAUGUUGAUGAGAUCUUCAGUGAAAAUGCUACUGCCAGGCCAAAAGAAGAGAAUAACCCCAUAAUGAAGAGCUUGACACUGCCUCCUUCUGCCUCUCUGCCAAUGAAGUUGGUGAGCCUGGAAGAAGCGCAGGCCCGGAGCCUCUCAGCUUGCCACCCUGCCCGGAAAGAACGGAGGGAGAACAGUUUGCCAGAAAUUGUCCCAGUGACAGGUUCCUUCUACCAUACUGUCCUUGAUCUACCAGACAGCAAGAGAAAGUUAUCCACCAAAUCUAAGACAUGGAAAUCAAUAUUCAACCUGGGCCGGUCUGGCUCAGAAGCCAAGACUAAACUGAGCCGAAAUGGGAGUGUGUUUGUACGAGGACAGAAGCUAUCUGAAAAAGUGACCAUUCGACCAGCUAAAAGCAUGGACUCACUGUGUUCAAUUCCAGUAGAAGGAGAAGAUGAGAAAGGCCAUUUCAAGCAUACAGUCAUAGCUGGAGGGUUUUUCGUUCCAAUGAUGAAACCACGGAUGGGAGGCCUAAACAACUCAUCUGAUGUCACCAAACAGGAGAUAGAAUGGGAUGCAAAGGGUGAUGUGAAAGGAGCAGAGGGAGGGACAGAGGACAAUGGAGAGAAUAGUGCUUCUCGACCUCCCCAACUGAGGCCACUUCCAGAACAGUUGAAAGUGUUCCGGGCCAUAGAAGACCCUGAGAGUGAGCAAACCUCCCCAAAGAUGUGUCGCGUGUUCUAUACUUCCAAUGAUGGGACAACCAAAUCAGGAUUCCAUGGGACUCUGUUCCCCCUGGAAGCCUCUCCCCGGCACCAACGGAAAGCCUUGAACAUAUCAGAGCCCUUUGCUGUCUCUGUACCUCUUCGAGUGUCUGCUGUCAUCAGUAUCAACAGCACCCCCUGCCGCUCACCAGCAAAAGAUAAGCCUGCUUUUCCUAGCCUGCAAGAAUCUUCUUUCUUGGGGCAGGACAGUGGUGCUUCUACAGCCACAGAAGGAGAAGACCGUGCCAAGUCAGAGCAUACCAGAAUCAAGGAGGAAAAGAAGCCUGAGUCCAAAGUGGCAGCAGCAGAUUCUGCUGCUGAGGAACCUGAAAUAGUCAGGAAGCUGGAGUCUAUAAGUGAUGCACUGCCUGCCUCAGAAACUCAGGAGACCAGGAGUGGUUGGAGCAAUGGCAGCCAAGCUCCUCAGGCAAAACAGAACCUGGAACAGAAAUCACUGGUCAAGCUUCCAGCAAGCCCACAGGAGGCAGACAAAGCAAGUCAUGGCCAGGCAGAGCAAGAUUGCCAGGAACAGAAAGCGCUGAGGGACAAAGUGGAAGACACCUUGCACAUAAAGAAGCAGGGUUAUGAUGAUCAUUCCAGUGCUGCAGUGGAACCCCUGUGGCAAGAUGUUCAACAAGAACUGAAAAUUGUUGAAUCUGAAGAGGAGAUGUCAUCCACUGCAACUGCUACAGAAAAAGUCAAACAACGAUGGGAACCUAAACCUAGUCCUCCAUUGAUUUUACCUACAGAAGCAGACAGUGCAGUGUGUGGUUCUGUGCUCCCUCUCACAGCACCAAAGGAAGAAAACAUAGCCAGAAACACACCAACUGUACCUCACUUUCCUUUGUUUGGCAUUUCCUCCAAAGGAUCAAAGGACUCUCUGGUUUGUAACUCUGAAGUGCUCGGAAAUCAGGAUGAUGCUUCUUCUACCUUACCAAAACUGGAAAAUACCCCAUGUGGGGUAGCUUGUCCAAAGGUUUGUUUGAAAGAUGAGGACUCCAGGAGUGACUUUUCACUUCUGGCCCAUGAACAGAAGCUUCCAUCAAAACCACUAGAAAGAACAGCUCUUUUGAGAGAUGAGUCAUCAUCGCAUCCCAAAGAAGAGCAUUUAGAUGAACCAGAGUGUGAAAGUAACAGCUGCAUUCUUCAAAAGGAGAAGGAAGGAACAGUGGUGACCCAGGCACAAGAAAGUGAUAAAGAGUUUUCAGAGAGAAGAGAUCUGGCCAGUUCAAAGACCUUAACUGGAGUUGGAUCCCACCAGCUGAAGGAAGGCAGAAUAAGUGAUCAAGCCCAAGAUUCUCUUGAUCAGCAGGAUGAUGAUUUAUGGGUGGAUCAUGUCCAGAGCUUAGAGUUGGUGGAGCCAUGGGAAGAUCACCAGUGGGUCACCAGUCCUCUUCAUUCACCUACAUUCAAAGACACUCAAGGGAAGGAGGAGUUUCACCCACAGAGCCAAGGAGUAGCCCAGAGCCACUCCAAGAAGCCAUGUUUCAAUCGUAGCUUUUCUUUAGACAGUAAAGACUUUGUGAAGAGGCACUGGGGUAUUCCAGUGCCUUUUCUAAGUGCCAGUGAGGAGCAUUUUUGUAGUGACACACAGUCAGGAGUGAAGAAACCUUCAGAGAUGCAGCAGGGAGGAAUGGACAGAGUAGAAGCCUGGCUGAAUCUUUCAGAGGAAUCUUCUAAACUGGUUGAGAAUAUCCAGAAACCUUUGAGCCAUGAAGCAGGCUUUGCAGCUAUAGAAUUGCCAUCCCCUCACCCUGUUGCUCAUAAAGAGUCAGUUGAGAAGGAUGUGUAUGAGGGCAAAGAAAACCAAGAUGUCAUGAAUCAUCUGGAGUCCACCUUACCUCAUUUUAAUACGGGGGAUGGUUUAUUAAAUUCAAAUGGACUAUUGGAAGACACACUCUUCAUUCAACAGGCUGAUAGCUCUGCACCUAUUGUCAUGAAGGACAGCACUAAAGACUCACAAGACAGUAAAAGUGAAGACAUCCCACGGAAAGAGAGACCAAGGCCUUCUUCCCUCAAUCUGGAUUCUGUCCUUCCGGCUGCCAGCCUUUUUAAGUUUGAGAGUCUUUCUGUGCCUACUCCUCCCAAACAUUUCCUCUCUGGACAAAAGGAAGUUAAAACUAGUGAUUCUGUGCCAUCACUUCCUGUUGCCUGUCCAAACAAGACUAAAGCUGACCUUUGGGGUUCUCGUUUUGAUCCUCAAGAACUAGAUUUAGACUACAUAAUGAUGGCUCAUGCUACCACUGGCCGACGUAACUCUGCUCCAGUGAGUGUCUCAGCAGUGAGAACCUCUUUCAUGGUUAAGAUGUGCCAGGCUAGAGCUGUGCCAGUUAUUCCACCUAAGAUUCAGUAUACCCAGGUCCCCCAGCCCCUACAGACACAGAACCCCAAUUGUAGGAUCCAGUUGACACCUGAGAAUAAAGAAGUAGAAGCCAGCAUAAGCCAAUGCCAGUCAAAACAAAAUGCUCAGGGCCAGCUGCAGCCCUCAACGAGUCCACCUAUAGAUAGGAAGGGCAAAGAAAACAACCAUGUAACAUUUGUGGAUUUAACAGCAACCAGAAAGGUAGAGCCAUCCUUUUCCAAUCAUAACUCUUCACAGGAUGUACCAGUUCUUCGUCGAAAGCGCACCUCUGAAGGAGAGAAUACAGGAGAUAAUCCACAGUCCUCAAAAAUGGAGAGGCCUUCAGGAGUUUCCAAGCCUUUGUACAGAUCAAGGCCCGGAAGACCUCAGAGCCUUAUCCUGUUUAGUCCACCAUUCCCAAUCAUGGACCAUCCCUCUUCCUCUGCAGACUCCAGGGUGUUGCUUUCACCCAUAAGAAGCCCCUCACAGACCCCUUCUCCAAGCCCAAUAUCCAGUGAUUUGUCAGUAACAGUCUCAGAGGGGGUUACUCUUCGGAAUAAGAUGACAAUUCCCAAGAAUGGCCAAAGACUAGAGACUUCCACAAGCUGUUUUUACCAACCUCAAAGAAGGUCUGUGAUUCUGGAUGGGAGAAGUGGGAGGCAGAUUGAAUAAUACCUAUUGAUUACCUUCCCUGCUCUUCCCUGGUGGAUGAGAUUGGGGUGGGGGUGUGACAUGGAGAACUAUGAUCAUUAUGUUAUUAUUAAACACAUAUUAGCCCCCAAAUACUUAUUUGUCAACUCCAACAGUCCUUUACUUUGUAGAUUGUCAUUGUUAAAUGAUAGGAAAUUAAUUUGGUUUGGUUUGGAGCCCACCUUGGCAAAAGGUGUACAAGUAAAAUGCCAAGAGAAAAGCUGAAGUCAAUCCUGGUUUCCUUGACCAAGGUUCCCCCCUUCCAGACUCACAUUCUACAUCUUCCCAGCAACAUACAGGAAUCAUCUCAGCAAAUUAUAGUUGGCUACAUUUCCAUUGCUCUCCAUGUUCCACAGCCUUCCUAUUGGUUUUGAUUUAUCAUAUUCCCCAGGAUUCCAGAUUACAAUGGUAACAGAAGCCUGUAGGCUUUGAACUCUCCUUGUUAUGAAGAGACUUAUGAGGACCGUUGUAAUGUGCAAAACAGGUUGGUAUAAGAGGAAUGUUGAUGUAAUUGAACUAACACCUAUGUUGAUGUCUUGGUCUUGCCAGCAAGUAGCUCUUUCUUGUCCUAUUCCCAUAGCAUCUGUUUCUCCAUCAUGUUGAAUAAUUUAGUGUUAACUAUAGAGGUUUUAUAUUAAUUGCUAUAGGAGACUGAACAAAUAGCCAUGUAAGCUACCUCUUCUUUUAGAGGUCGGUAACAUUAGAGAUGACACACCAGGGACUAGACCCACUGCUGAUCCUAUUGAUUCUCUCCCCAGUUCACUGCUUGGUUCAUUUUUCUUUCUGCACUAUCAGGCCCAGGUUUGGUAGCUGUUGAAUGGAUUGAUGGACAGAGCAGUCACAAUAAGCUACAAACAAUUGUAUUAUCUGUAUUUGUAUUUU